AUGGUGGGUGAGUCCCUGUUCACUGUGGGGCAGACCUGGCUGCCAGCCUCGCGGCCGGAGAGCCCCGCUCCCGCGUUCGGAGAGCCCCGCUCCCGCGGCCGGCAGAGCCCCGCUCCCGCGGCCGGCAGGGCCCCGCUCCCGCGGCCGGCAGAGCCCCGCUCCCGCGGCCGGCAGAGCCCCGCUCCCGCGGCCGGCAGAGCCCCGCUCCCGCGGCCGGCAGGGCCCCGCGGCCAGCAGAGCCCCUCUCCCGCGGCCGGCAGAGCCCCGCUCCCGCGGCCGGCAGAUAAGGCAUCCUUUUGCUGCCCAAUGGAGCAGAGAGGCUGGCAGCGGUGGCUGUUGCUGCUGGUGGGCGUCCAGCUGGCUGGGGGCCAGUGCCCAGAGCAGUGCCAGUGCAUCCGCACCGCCCAGGUGGAGUGCUCCGGUGCCGGCAUCACGGCGGUGCCCAGCCCCAUCCCCGCCAACGCCAUGACCCUGCAGAUCAUCAACACGCACAUCACCGAGCUGGGCGACGCCUCCUUCGGCAACGCCUCCCUGCUGAUCGGGCUGCGCAUCGAGAAGAACGACCUGGCGCGCAUCAGCCCCGGGGCCUUCCAGCACCUGCCCGACCUGCGCUACCUCAGCCUGGCCAGCAACAAGCUGCAGGAGCUCCCCGUGCAGGUCUUCCAGCCGCUGGACAAGCUGGAGUCUCUGCUCCUUUCCAGCAACCAGAUCCUCCGGGUUGAGCCUUCCCACUUUGCCCACUUGAGCAACCUCAAGGAGCUGCAGCUGCACGGGAACGACCUGCGGGAGCUGAAGGAGGGGGUGUUCGACCAGCUCACCAGCCUGACCAAGCUCAACCUGGCCAGGAACAACUUGGAGCGGCUGCCGCCCCGGGCCUUCGAGCGGCUGGCGCGGCUGCAGGUGCUGCGGCUCUACGAGAACCGGCUGGGGCGGGUCCCGCCGGGCGCCUUCGACGGGCUGCCCGAGCUGCAGGAGCUGGGGCUGCACCAGAACCAGCUGCAGGCGCUCUCCCCGGACCUCUUCCUGCGCAACGGAAACCUGCAGAAGCUCUACCUGUCCAACAACCUCCUCACGGCCCUGCCGAGCGGGGUCUUCGUGCCCCUGGGCGCCCUGGCCAAGAUCACCCUGCACGCCAACCGCCUGCGGAGCAUCUCCCCCGGCGCCUUCGGGCCCGCGCCCGCCCUGCGGGAGCUGUGGCUCUACGACAACGAGCUUCCCGCCCUCCCUGCCGCCGUCUUCAGCAACCUCACCCAGCUGCAGCUCCUGGUGCUCAGCAAGAACCGGCUGCGCUCGGUGGCGCCGGGGGCGUUCCAGGGCUUGGGGGAGCUGCUGGAGCUGUCCCUGCACUCCAACGCCCUGCGCCGCCUGGACGCCCAGGCGCUGGAGGGGCUGCCCAAGCUGCAGAACAUCUCCUUGCACCACAACCAGCUGCAGGCGCUGCCGCGGGGCCUCUUCAAGGCCACCCCAGGGCUGCAGCAUGUGCAGCUGCACUCCAACGCCCUGCAGUACCUGCCCGCUGGCAUCUUCUCCCCCUUGGCUGCGCUCCGAGAGGUGAAGCUGCACAACAACUCCUGGCGCUGCGAUGAGGGCAUUCUGCCCCUGCGAAGCUGGCUGGAGGACAACCCCCACAAGGUGGGCGAGACACCCCCCCUCUGUGCCCAGCCCCCUGCCUUGUGGGGCACCCCCAUUGCCAGGGUGCCACAGGACCAGCUCCGCUCCACCCAGCCCCCCAGCGCCUCCUCCCACCCCAGCACCCCACUCCCUGCCCACCCCUCUGAGGCAGCACCGCCAGAGAGUGCCUGGACGGAGCCCUCCCUGGGGCUGCCGGUCUCCCCCCAGGAGGAGGGGAGGAAGGAGGAAGAGGAAAGGGGGUGGUGGGGGCUGACACGCACGCAGAGUUGGGUGGUGGUGGCGGUCAUUGUGCUGGUGUGUGUGGCUCUGCUCACUGCUCUGGUGGCACUGGUAGUCUAUGGCUGUAGGAAGAAGAGCAACGUUGUGCUCAUGAGGAUGAAGGCACCCAACGAAGCCUGAGUACUCAUCACACCCUGGGGAGAGUGGUGCUGGGCAGGACAUCUGCUCCCUGUGAGGCUGAGGGACACAACAGUGGUUCUGCAUUGGCUGUUCUUGCUGACUGGGAUGGGCCAGCAUCACCCUGUGUGCUUUCGGUCCCCUUGUCCUGCUUUGCUUUGACCCUGCCCUGCUCUGCAGCAGUGCAUCCCCCUGGGCGACCUCCCAUGGCUGCCCUCUGCCCCCAGCCCCUCACGCCUCCGGCAC
Molecule: messenger RNA, 2274 nt
Organism: Dryobates pubescens (Downy woodpecker)
Lineage: Eukaryota; Metazoa; Chordata; Aves; Piciformes; Picidae
Gene: LRRC15
Product: leucine rich repeat containing 15
Exons: 3
Coding region: 1-2031 (676 amino acids)
Cellular component (GO): extracellular matrix
Molecular function (GO): protein binding
Source: RefSeq, a predicted model, not a curated record